GGAAGAGUAUAUAAGUAAGAGAGCGUUAGAGAUGAGAGAGACAGAGAGAGAGAGAGAGAGAGCAGCGAGUGAAGCAGUCAGUGACGUCACAGCCACGGUCAAUACGUCACAACUGGACUCGGACAACGAUGAAGCUUUUUCUGCUCGUGAGUUUCCUGAGUCUGUGGAGAAGAAGCGAUGGAACCGGUGCAGCCCCCAUCAAACUGGUGGUGAAAGAAGGGGAUGAGGCCAUUUUACCAUGUUCCUUCAGCAACAAGAACAUCAGGCAGGAGCUCUUCGACUGGAAGAAGAACAAGGACAAGAAGGACAUGAAGGAGGUGUUCAUGUACGAUAAGGGAAAAGUUUACAAUGAUGGAGAUUCACGUCAGGACGAGCAGUUCAGAGGUCGUGUCUUUCAUUUUCCAGAACAUCUGGACGAGGGUAACGCCUCCAUAGUCAUCAGAGACACCAAGUUGAGUGACAGUGGAAACUACACCUGUUUAUUUCCACUUCUUGUUCCAGAGAGACGAUCGAACAUUGAACUCGUCGUCGAUCCUAUCUUAAAAGACCGAAGUGAUGAGAACAUCCCAGGAGCAGCUCCCUCACCAUCCGUGACAUCUAUUGAAGAAACAAAGGACUGGUCUGUGUUGCAGUGUUCUGUUCGAGGGGCGUUUCCAAAACCUGAUGUUCAGUGGCAGAACAGAGCUGGAGACAUUGUUCCUGCUGAAGACCCUCAGGUCACUGAAACAGGAGGCAGAUAUGACAUCAUCCUCCAAACGACUGUGACCAAGACCGACCACUAUCGCUGUGUCUCCACUCAGGAGGAGAUCAACCACCAGACUCAUGCUGAGAUCCACGUUUAUAUUGGUGGAGCAGCUCCAAAACCGGUGAUCAUGAUACUUGGUGAAACAAAGGAAGGAGUUCAGCUACAGUGUGAAGUUUAUGGUGCGUCUCCAAAACCUGAUGUUCAGUGGCAGAACAGAGCUGGAGACCUUGUUCCUGCUGAAGAACCUCAGGUCACUGAAAGAGGAGGCAGAUAUGACAUCAUCCUCCAAACGACUGUGACCAAGACUGACCACUAUCGCUGUGUCUCCACUCAGGAGGAGAUCAACCACCAGAUAUAUACUGAGACAUAUGUACCUGUCCCUGGAGCAGCUCCAGAGCCGCACAUCAAGAUACUUGGUGAAACAAAGGAAGGAGUUCAGCUGCAGUGUUCUGUUCUUGGUGCGUUUCCAAAACCUGAUGUUCAGUGGCAGAACAGAGCUGGAGACAUUGUUCCUGCUGAAGAACCUCAGGUCUCUGAAAGAGGAGGCAGAUACAACAUCAUCCUCCAAACGACUGUGACCAAGACCGACCUCUAUCGCUGUGUCUCCACUCAGGAGGAGAUCCACCACCAGACUUAUGCUGAGACAUAUGUACCUGUCCCUGACGCUGGAGGAAUGGUUCCUGUUUGGGUUGUCGUCAGUGCUGCGGUUGUUGCAGUUUUCUUGACUCUUCUUGUCUGGGUUAUUGUCAGUGAAUUUUACUUUGUGCUAAAAAAGAAAACUCACUCAGCAGUACCAACAAAUCCACGAUUCAUCAUAACGAUGAUGAGCUGACAACAACACAAACAAUUCUCGAUCUGGUGUUUAGAGUCUUGACAGAGACAUAAAGAUUUCUGGAGAGAGAGAGAGAGAGAGAGCCCUGCCCUGCCCCUGCUGAAUCAUCAUUCACUUUCACCUCUGGACCCAAACUAGCAGCAGCACUAAACGGAGGUUAUCUAACUGAAGAGGAUUUAAAUAAAACCAUAUUUGACUUCAGUUGAUGAUGAGUCAUGAAACAACUGGAGCUCAUCCAGCGAUCAGGUGACUCGUGGACAGGAAGAAGAGCUCAUGUAGGAGCAGCAGAUCUGGGGCCAGUCUUCAGGAUGUGGAGGAGAGAGACCUGAUGACAGCUUGUUUCUUUAAUGAGAUGUGAUGAUGUUCAUAAAACACCUUCAGGUUCCUGUGAGAAACAGACCAACACAACUUUGUGUUUGAUUCUCUGGAUUCUCAGAUUCAGAAUGUCUGCUGUUCUUAGAGGUGGUAGUGACAUCACAAUGUUUACUGCUGUUAACUCUUUAAAAUGUAUUAGAUAUAAACCUCUUGUUUACGUUGUAAAGGUCACCUUAGUGCACUUUACAACGACAAACUCAAUGUUUUUCGGGAGGACAGAUAAUCUGCAUUUAUUACAGUCUGUGAUAUUUAAAUUCAGAAUCCACAGUUUAUGUGAUUGAACAGUUUAUUUGUUUAACACAACUACCCAGUAUGAUUAAACUGGACUGAGCUCAUUUUCCAUUGA
Messenger RNA from Pleuronectes platessa (European plaice), 2298 nucleotides. RefSeq names its product butyrophilin subfamily 3 member A2. Bases 129 to 1577 code for a protein of 482 amino acids. Lineage: Eukaryota; Metazoa; Chordata; Actinopteri; Pleuronectiformes; Pleuronectidae. The transcript has 9 exons. The record is from RefSeq and is a predicted model, not a curated record.